AUUUUCACAGCUCUUCAUUACAAUGGCUACACAAAAACGCCACAGUCGACGCAAAAGUAUUCAAAAUAGUGAUCCAGGAAAGAUUUUGGAUUUAGUUAUGAGUUUAACCGACGACGGCGGAGCUCAAUUACAAGUGAAAAUUAAUUCGUAUUUACAUGAAGAAUGUGAUGCAGAAGCGGUCCUUCAAAUAGUAGUUCAUAACACCGGUAUGGAAGCCUCUAUAGACGCUGUCGAUUCUGUUGUGUUACAGCGGAAAAGUAAAAUUUGCAUGACGCCAAAAUUAACGGAUGCAUUGAAGUCACUUAUAGAACAAAAUGAUCUUCUAACUAAUUUCGGCACUGACUUUCAGGCAAUUGUUGCACCCUAUAUACAGAGAGAUAACACUAAGAAACGUGUGAUAAUGUUCCCUGUAUCGGACAAGCCAUUUUCGGUGGUGGUGUGCGUGAUCGCCGCGAAGGUUCUGGAAGAGAAUGCCGCUGUGCUCAUACAUGAGUGCUUCUUAUUCGCUUGGCCCGUUCUUAAAAAAACCAUAGCCCUGGAGUAUGAAUGCACACUGAAACAGAAAUGUCAACAAUUGCUACGAGUUGCUCGUCGUCUAUUCACACAAGUAGCGUCUUUGGAGACGUUACUUCAAAUAGCUAUGGACCAAGCGAAGCAAUUGACGAAAGCUGAAUACUGUUCCGUGUUAUUAAUUGAUAUGGAGCGUAUGGAGUUAGUCCAGAGGAUAUCCAAUUCAUCGAAUGAGGUGUGCUGUUACCGAGAGGGUUCAGAGCGUCGUUUUCCAAUGAAUGUGGGAAUAACUGGCCAAGUAAUAAGUACUGGGUCACUUAUCAAUUGCAAAAAUGGCAAAGAGCAUCCAGCGUUCAACCCGCAAGUGGAUUGCUAUCCUGGCGUUGAAUGCAAAUCGAUCCUAUGUUUUCCAAUACGUGAACAAACCGGUAUCAUCGGUGUCGGUCAGUUGAUCAAUAAAAUCAAUGAUCCAUACUUUGACACGAUGGACGAGGAAAUGGCUCUUGCGUUUAGCAUAUACUGCGGUGUCUGUAUCAUGCACUCUGUGGUCUACCAGAAGAUACAGGAGGCGCAUAUCAGAAACGCGUUAGCCAACGAACUCGUUAUGUACCAUAUGAAGGUUGGCGAUACAGAAGUGGCUCGCCUUCUCGAAUGUUCUGGAUUCCACAACCACCCGCAUCUAACGAGCUUGCACUUUAAUAUUCGCGCGUUGCCUUUACGAGAGUUGCCUUGUUAUGUUUUGAAGAUGUUUUCUGAUCUCGGUUAUGAUAAAAGAUUUAACUUGAAAAAGCACAAACUGGCUCGAUUCAUUUUACACGUAAAAAAAGGCUAUAGAGAUGUGCCCUACCACAGCUGGGUGCAUGCCUUCAACGUAGCCCAAUGGGCAUAUGCUGCGUUGAUCAACUAUAAGUUAGUUCAACAAGGUUAUUUUAGUGAAUUGCAAGGCUUAAUGUAUUUAAUAGCCAGCCUGGUACAUGAUAUGGACCAUCGUGGUACAACUAACAGCUUUCAAAUACAGGGGCAAACAACACUAGCCGCGCUGUACUCGAGCGAGGGUAGCGUGAUGGAGCGGCACCACCUCGCGCAAGCGAUGUGCGUGCUCAAUACAGAAGGGUGCGAUAUACUGGAGUCUCUGCCGCGAAGGGACUACGAUAGGGCCAUUAUGAUGCUAAGGGACUAUAUCCUGGCCACGGAUUUGGCUAAUUAUUUCAAAAAUUUGAACGAAUAUCGUGCGAUAUCGUUGGACUUCCAAAAGGGCAACCGCGGCCACGUGAACGCGUUACAGUCGCUGCUCAUUAAUGCAGCUGACCUCAGCGAUCAGCUCAAGGACUGGGGCUGCGUUAAGAAGACUGCCGCGGCGGUGUUAAGCGAGUUCUUCAAACAAGGUGACGUAGAGAAGAGUAGGGGGGAUCUCCCCCCCAGCAUCAUGGAUAGAGAGAAAUGCUUCAUACCGGACUUGGAGAUACAGUUCUUGAGUACCACUUGCAUUCCUUUGUUUGAGGUCUUGGGUAGAAUUAUUCCAAAAGCGGCGAUAUGUUUAAAAAUCAUUGAGAAUCACAUAGAGAGAUGGGACGCAGCAAAGCCUGUGUUCGCUGAGGUACCGAUAACUGCUGGCUUAUCUGUGUUACUAAGUCCAGAGUUAGAUGUUUUGAUAGAGCAAAAUCUCAAGGAAAAGGAAAGGCUGAGACUUGAAGCCGAGGCGGAAGGAAACGCGUAGUCAUUCCAGAUUAAAUAUUCUAUUCUAUAUAUUUUAGACGUAA
This is a messenger RNA of Zerene cesonia (dogface butterfly), 2270 nucleotides long. Its product is annotated as cGMP-dependent 3',5'-cyclic phosphodiesterase-like. Gene Ontology annotation, biological process: regulation of mitochondrion organization; positive regulation of gene expression; negative regulation of receptor guanylyl cyclase signaling pathway. Gene Ontology annotation, cellular component: perinuclear region of cytoplasm; cytosol; synaptic membrane. The coding region runs from base 23 to 2227 and encodes 734 amino acids. Gene Ontology annotation, molecular function: protein homodimerization activity; 3',5'-cyclic-AMP phosphodiesterase activity; 3',5'-cGMP-stimulated cyclic-nucleotide phosphodiesterase activity. The transcript has 16 exons. The record is from RefSeq and is a predicted model, not a curated record. Lineage: Eukaryota; Metazoa; Arthropoda; Insecta; Lepidoptera; Pieridae.